This is a messenger RNA of Symbiodinium necroappetens, 288 nucleotides long. Lineage: Eukaryota; Dinophyceae; Suessiales; Symbiodiniaceae. The record is from the annotation of a GenBank genome assembly.
GAGAGGCGGGAGAUCAUGGAAGGACGAAGUAUCGUGGGCUACGGCUACGGAACUGCCGAGGAGCAGAGGCAGCACCUGGUUCCCAACCAACCCUUGGCCGACGAGCUUGACACCUUCAAGUGCCUGCCGCAGCUGCGGGAGUGCAAGAAGUUGCUGGAGCAGAAGGGGGCGAAGCCCGGCGAAAAUCCCUUCAACCCGGCCUACCUCACCACGGAGGAGUUCGUGGAGAGAAGAGAUGCCAUCUUAGAGAAAUACAAGGACGCGAAGUUCAAAUAUUCAGGUCACUGA